Molecule: messenger RNA, 2934 nt
Organism: Dendroctonus ponderosae (mountain pine beetle)
Lineage: Eukaryota; Metazoa; Arthropoda; Insecta; Coleoptera; Curculionidae
Gene: D12
Product: YEATS domain-containing protein 2
Exons: 8
Coding region: 288-2786 (832 amino acids)
Biological process (GO): regulation of transcription by RNA polymerase II; chromatin remodeling
Cellular component (GO): NuA4 histone acetyltransferase complex
Molecular function (GO): histone binding
Source: RefSeq, a predicted model, not a curated record
CUCUUUAUCUAUGGUAGCCGGCUCUAACCAUAGAUGAAGACAACUAACUCUGGCUCUAACCGCAAAAUUUACAUGUUUUCUCAGGGUUAGAGAAAAGGAAUAAACUCAUUAAAUACGAUUUACACAUAAUGUCAUUAAUUUAAUUAGCUCUCGGAGCUCUGAUUUUGCUAUUUUGCACCAUAUCUGUUUUCAUUUUGUAUCUUUUGACUUUUUGUCGCUUAAUUGUCAUUGAUCAUUGCCAGUCUGGAUUUGUUUUAGGUUAAGUUAGUUUAAGGCAGAGCACUAAAAUGGAUCAAGAAGAUAAUAAAAACAUUAAUAACGUGUUGGAAAUAGAUCCAGAUUAUGAAACCACCAAUACGGCACUUAGGAAAGCGGAAUUACAAGACGCAGAAGAUAAGAAGCUGACGGAGGAGAAGUUGAAAGCUAUCAUACAAGAACAGUUCGACAAUGAAUUGAAAUCCAGACAAAAACAAUUGGAUGAAAUUGAGGACAAAGUCUUUAAAGCCCAAAAACUAUUGCACGUCCUACGCUAUGCCUUAAUUUCGUCAUACUAUAAAAACAAAAGUCUGCAAACUGAAUCAACUAAUACAUCCACUUUUGACUCUACCAAUCUACUACUGGGUCAAAAUCGCAUUCACCCGGCAGUAAAAAAGCUGCUUGGCAACAAUACAAAUAGUCUGAAAAUUUUUGCUGAACGCACCAAAAGAAGAGCAACUAUUAAUAAGGCGGACUAUACUAAUGAAACAAAAUCGGAAAUCAAACGAAUUAAAUUAGAUCCUCACGCGUCUAAUGAAACCGAUACCAGUACGAUAGCAAAUAAAAUUAAAUUGGAACCAAGUAAAUCAAAAAAUCAGGAAGUGGAACCACUGACUAGCAGAACGAAAGUUCAGCACAAAGUAGUUAUAGGAAACAUUUCCUAUUUCAAGAAAUCGUUGGAGCAAAAUAACUUAACGCAUAAAUGGAUGGUUUAUGUGAAAAUCUACAAAAAAACAGAAGGCGAACCAGAAGUUACAGAUAGUAUAAUUAAUAAAGUGGUGUUUUACCUGCACCCAUCUUAUAAGCCUCAUGAUGUAGUGGAUAUUAGUAAUCCGCCAUACCAUUUGUCCAGAAGAGGCUGGGGCGAGUUUCCCUUAAGGGUAAAAAUUUUUUUCAAGUCUCUAAAAAAUAAGCCUGUAGAUGUUAUUCACCAGCUGAAAUUGGAUAACACUUUUACCGAGCGACAAACAUUAGGAAAUCAGACAACUGUACCCAUAUUUUUGUACGACGAUACCAUUCCAACCCCUAAAAUGGAGCCUAACGAAAGUAAAAUCUUCCAAGAAAGUAUUUCUGAUAUUAGUAAUUUUUUCGUGGACGAUAAUCAGUUAUCAAGGUUGAACUUGCAUGAACCGAUUCUAAAUGUCGAACCUUCAACUAGUUAUGAACAUGACUACUGUUUUGAUAACAUUGAAAUAAAACUAGAGCCACAUGAGAUCAAUGAUAUUCAAGGACUUCAAAAGGAACUCUCAUCGGAUCUUCACAUAAUAAGUGAACCAAGUUGUCUACAUGAUCAUGCUUAUAGUAUUCCAUCACAUAAAGAGAACCAAAAAAGCCCUAAAAAGAAUAAAUCACCAGUAAAGCAAGUUUAUAACGAAUUGAUUUACGGUUUGGGGCCGCACUACUUAGAUCGGCCAAGAUCUAGGCCUAAAAGCAUAAAAACUGUCGCAAACGAUUCCACUCCUGAAAAGAAUGCAAAAUCUGGAUUUAAAGUACUAAAGACUGUUACAGGCCAAUCUAUUCGAUUUUUGCCAGAGAGCUUCAACAAAGUUCUUCUAAACAACGGCAAUAUAGUAUCUGUAAAAUUGUUAAAGUCCCGCCCAUCCAAAUCAGGUGAAAACCGGGAGGUUGUUAACUUGGAUGCGCAAUUUUUCAGCAAAGCAGCUAAAUCACAUCAGAAAAAUCAUAGUUCGGUUAGAACAAUCGUACGACAGGAACGGCGAUUAUUAGGUGUGCAACCAAUUCAUAAAUUUAAAAAUAUGGGGGAAGCGUUGCCUUAUUUGUUUAAACGGCUGCCUUUAUGGACAACAGAAGCUAACGACUUGGAUUAUAAGUGUACUUAUCCUUUUACCGCAUGUUUGGAGAAGGAAUUUAUGUCAUGGAAUAUAGGGAAAAAAUUAGCAGCCGAAUGGUCUAGAGCAAAAGCUAUCAAACGAAUAGUAGCAAGCGAACCUUACAGCGAACAUUGGACGACGAAGGCAAUUUUUAUGUAUGGUAGAUCGCAUGCCUAUUCACCUGCAGUGUCGAGUUAUAAACUAUUUCAAAAGGAAUCGCUAGAAAAGCAUUUAAUCCAAAAUUGUUUUCGAGGUAAUCGACUUGAAAAUGGCGUUGUGUCUGAACCUAUAGUUAGUGAUGAACAUGUAAAUGUAACAUCUCCAAUCAAACCUGUGAUAGAUCAAGUAGAAUUGAAUUCUAUUGAUAGUUGUAUAGACUUGUCUGAUAAACGACUAACAUCCGAAUAUGCAUUUGUAAAAGAAGCUGCGUUAGAUGUAGGAGUUAUACUUAAGCCAGAGGUAUUAACUGAAGGUGUAUCAAUGAAUGCUUCUAAACGGAUUAUGCUUGAGGCUGUGAAAUGUUUCGCUGAGAAUCUCAUUAGGAGAUCUAGAAACAAUAUGGUAUGUCAAAAUAAUUACAAACCGGAGACGUCGGAAAUCACAAUUAAUGAAAUUCAAGGAGUACUAGAAGAGCGCAGGGAAUUUAACUCCAUAAAAAAGUUCAAACAAGAUAAAAGUGAAAUGGACUUUUUUUCAUAAACCAGCCAACUGAAAGACUGUACAUUAAAUCGAUUCUUAUACUGUUUCUAUAUUUGGUUGCAUUGAAAUACUCCAUUAUUUUGCAAACAUUAAUAUGAAAUAGUCCCUGUUAUAUCAAAGGAUUUUUUUAAAUAAAUUUUACAUUAAG